Molecule: messenger RNA, 2043 nt
Organism: Naegleria fowleri
Lineage: Eukaryota; Heterolobosea; Eutetramitea; Acrasida; Naegleriidae
Exons: 1
Coding region: 1-2043 (680 amino acids)
Biological process (GO): formation of translation preinitiation complex; translational initiation
Molecular function (GO): translation initiation factor activity; RNA binding
Source: RefSeq, a predicted model, not a curated record
AUGUUCAAAAAGUCAAUUCUCAAAUGUACUCAAUCUCACUUGUUGAAGGCUUCGGAUAAGAAAAAGCUACUCAAACAAUUACAAGAACAAUAUCCGAAUGUACCUACUCCUUCCGAGUUGGAUCAUGAUGAUACUCAAAAUAUUAAUAAUGAAAGUGUUUCAUCCUCGUCGUUGUCGUUAUCAUCAUCACUCGAAAAUAAUAUUAAUCCAUGGAAAUUAUUACUUCCUUUAAAAAGCCAAAAUGUUCAAAGUUGCAAAUUGGUUGCAUAUUUGCAAUCACCUGAGCAACAACCAACGGAGGAAAUUGUGAUAGCCAAAAACGUUCCGAACAAGAAGAAAAAACAGCAACAAAUGCAAAAACAAAUGUUAAGAGCCUCUCAAGAUAUUCAAACAUUCAAUGUCAUUACUGUUGAUAAUAUUCCAAUGUUCUUCUCUAUUGAAAAAGAUGAAUUUUAUUUUCCAACAAUUUUUGCACUCCAGAUUGCACCAAAUUUGGUGGACACAAUUUAUAUUUCUCAGCCAGUUUCGCAUUAUUUAUUGCAAGGUGCUGAUCUUAUGAAACCUGGAGUGAGUAGAAAUCAGAAAAAUCAAAAUCUACAACUUGCUGGAGGUGAUAAGUUAAAUAAUGGUGGAAGUAAUGGAGGAAUUGGCACUUUUAAAACAGGUGAUAUUCGAAGCAUACAAAUUAGAGGUAAUCCUGUACCGUUUGCUGUUGGAGAAAUGGUCAUGGAUUACUCGGAAUUUUCCUCUUCUGAUAAAGGAAAAUGCAUGGAAGUGGUACACAUUUUUGGUGAUUAUUUGUGGCAAUAUGGAACGAACCAUGCCUCUUCUUCGUACUCUCCUCCAGACGGAUUUACUUCACAAAUUAUUGAAGUCACUGUUACUAGUGACACAGAUGCCAGCAGCUCCCAAGGAACAGAAACUGCCUCUACAGAAGCUUCAAAAGAAUCUAUAAAGAAAGAAGAAACAUUAGAAGAAAGUAAUGAAGAUGAUAAUGAUAACGAUGAUAAAGAAGGUGAGGAGCCAGAAAACUCCUCAAACACCACAGACAUCAAACCUGAAGAAAUGGAUCAACUUUUAGAAUCUUACUUUAUUUCAACUCUAAAAAGUGGCAUUGAAGACGAUCAACUUCCAAUGGAAGGUAGUGGAUUCUACACAAAAAUGUUUGAGUUUAGUGAUGAUAUUAUUUUGGAUAUUAAGAAGUCAACAUACAAAAAGUGGACAAAAUUCCUCAAACAAAUGCAGAAAGAUAACAUUGUCAAGGUCAAGGAUGUUAAGGGUACUCUCUUUGUUACAAAUGUAAAUAGAAGUCAUCCAAAAUAUGUUGCUGCGAAAGAGCUGAAACGAAAGGCUGCCGUGGCAUCCUCCUCUUCUGGAUCAUCAUCCAAGAGUGUACAGAUUGUGACUCUCAAAAAAGCACCAUCUCCCCUUCUUCCAAUAUUUGGCGGCCAAGCAGCUAAAGACAAGUUAUUCGCUGAGAAGGAAGUUAAGGAUUGUCUGCUAAAAUAUUGCCAAGAUGCUAAAAUAUUUAACAAUGGUCGUGUUAAGAUUGAUGAACUAAUUUACAGCAAAAUCUUUAAAUCAGGAAAGAGCAAGAAUGUCAGAAUAGAAGAAAUGGUUCCCAUUCAAGUCAUUAUGGAACAUCUUCUCAAUGAAAUGAUUGACCAUUAUGCUGUCACCUACGACGGCAACGAAGAGGAAACUGCAAUUUUCAAAGGAACUUGUCCUGGAAUUAAAUUAGAAGCUGAUAAAAUCAUGGGAAAUAAGGUAAUAACCAAAGUGGAUGGAGUAAGCUUGAUCAUUAAUAAUCCAGACCUGAACUGUGUUGCAUUUGAAGAGUUGGUAAAGAAGCUCAAAAGUAAAUGCAGUGCCUCAAUCAAAACGAAUACAUCGACACUUCCAACCGUUGGAUUGCGAGAACCUGAUAUUACCAUUCAAGGAAAUCACAUUGUCACAGUUCAACAAAUCCUCACUCAAGAAUAUGGUUUUCCAUUGAAACAUAUCUUCACCACGGACCACACUGCCAAGAAGAAGAAAAAGUAA